AUGAAAUUAGAAAGCAGCUGGUGUCCCGCUCCGCUGUGCCGAGGACGAGCGCUGCCGAGGCCCCCGCCGGGCCCUGCCUGUGCAGUUGGCCGCCCGCUGCGGUGGGCAUCGUCCUCCCAGCCGGGCCCGACGGAGAGUGACCCCAGCGAGGGACAGGUCUUCCUCAGCGAGAGCUGCGUGAAGAGGCUGCUGGAGAUCACAGAAGGGUCAGAGUUUCUCAGGCUGCAGGUGGAAGGAGGUGGCUGCUCUGGUUUCCAGUACAAGUUUUCCUUGGACACAGUUAUCAAUCCUGAUGACAGGGUGUUUGAACAAGGUGGUGCCCGUGUGGUCGUGGAUGUGGACAGCCUGGCCUUCGUGAAAGGUUCCAUGGUGGACUUCAGCCAGGAGCUGAUUCGCAGCUCCUUCCAGGUGGUGAGCAACCCACAGGCAGAGAAGGGUUGCUCGUGUGGGACUUCCUUCUCUGUCAAAUUCUGACUGGACUUCCCGUGGAUGGACACUGUCUGCAGACACUUCCUGGCAGUCUUCAGAGGGUUUUUGCUUGUUCUUUUCCCAGCUGCUCCCUCUCAUCUCCUUUACCCCGUAACACAGCUCUUACACAUAACUCCAGCUGUGUGUGUGUCUGCACUGAGCCUGUUGCCAAGACUUUGUUGGCCUUCCCUUCAGGAACAUGAAGUAGCCGUGAGCACGCACACCAGAGCAUCUUCAGCGCCUUGUGAACCACUGGUCAGAUGGUGCUGACUCGCCUACCCUGUCCUGAAUGUGGAAACACUUAACUCCUUGUCUCUGCAAGAGAUGGCUGUAUAUAUGUGUGUGUGUGUCUAUUGAAAGUUCUUACUAAAAAGGAGUCUUUGAGAUUGA
Messenger RNA from Nipponia nippon (crested ibis), 858 nucleotides. The record is from RefSeq and is a predicted model, not a curated record. Lineage: Eukaryota; Metazoa; Chordata; Aves; Pelecaniformes; Threskiornithidae.